Messenger RNA from Hyalella azteca, 1601 nucleotides. Its product is annotated as cilia- and flagella-associated protein 298. The record is from RefSeq and is a predicted model, not a curated record. The coding region runs from base 509 to 1399 and encodes 296 amino acids. The transcript has 7 exons. Gene Ontology annotation, biological process: regulation of cilium movement. Lineage: Eukaryota; Metazoa; Arthropoda; Malacostraca; Amphipoda; Hyalellidae.
CUCAAGUGAAUGUGGUGUAUUAUAUCAGCUGACUCUUAUUUUCGGUGUUCAGAUCCAUAUUGAUUUCGAGUACUGUAAUGAACACAAUUCUUAUGCAGGCAGGAAUUUAUUACUAAUGAACUGAAUAAUAUCGUGCAAGUAACUCGAAUAAUAUAAUAUAUCCAAACAAAGAACCCUAUUCGAACUCCACCCUAAUUAUUACUAACGAACUUAAUAAUUUCGUACAAUUAAAUCGAAUAAUAUAUAUUCAUGCAAGUAACUCAAUUCGAACUCGACCCUAAUUAUUAUUAAUGAACUGAAUAAUAUCUCGCAAGUAACUUGAAUAUUAUAAUAUAUUCACGCAAAUAACUCGAAUCUAAAUCGACCCUAAUUAUUAGUAAUGAACUGAAUAAUAUCUCGCAAGUAACUCGAAUAUUAUAAUAUACUCAAGCAAGUAACUCAAGUCGAGUAGUAAUCGACCUUAAUUAAAGUAUCAUUACACCAAGUGAGUUGAAGGGUGCAAGUUACAAUGGUGCUGCUGCACGUCAAGAAGGGCCAGGAGAGCUUGUUCCUGCUGGAGGCGUCCACGGUGACGCCCGUGAGCGAGGUCCUCAGACUGGCGGUGAGCCUGCACAACGACAGGCUCGGUAUCCUGGAUACCUGCGCUGAGUUGGAGCUGCUGGCCUGCCACGGCGCGGCGCUGCCGCCCGCCAUGCACGGACUGCUGCAGGAGCAGGCAGCUGAGCUGCGCCUCACCGACGACUGGACGCCCGCCCACCCCCCCACCGGCGGCUUCAGCCUCAACAAAGACGCUACAUAUUUAAUACGGUACAGAGACCCGUGCGGGAGGCGGAACGGGCAGCAACCGACGGCAGAGAUGCAAGAAGUGCUGCGCAAAGCUGUCGCUGAGGCCAAAGGCAUCAUUUCGAAGGAAAAUGUGAAGAACAACAGACCACUCACGGAGCAGCACAUGGAGGACUGCCUGGAGAUGCUCAAAGGCUGCGUCUCCCUCGUGUACCCUGACGGUCUGCCCUCCUACGACGUCAUCGCUCAGCGCCUGCACCGCGACCCAAACGCCCCGCCCCUCAACCGCGCGUUGGAAGCCCCGAUGUCGCAGCUGUGGUUCGCAGGCAAGGCGCUGGACGCUGGGAAGUCGGUCGGCGAUUGCUUCGGCAGAAAUGAGAAGACCAAGGCCGUGGUGCAGCUGGGGGCCCGGGGCGAGGUAGCGCCGGUGCGGGAGCCGCAGCUAGACGAGGCGCAGCAGGCCAGCAUGAUGGCUUACUGGCACCAGCGCCGGCAACAGCUGAAGAAACUCGAUGAAAACGAUGACGAUUCUUACCUGGACUCAGCCUGGGCAGACUCUCACGGUUUACAGCGGCAAUUUCAUGGACUAGAAAAUAUCAAGUGGAGACCGGCUUGAAAUUAUAUAAUAUAAUAUAUCAAUAUAAUAUCAUCAACUCUAUUGUAUCUUCAAUGAGCAAGUGAAUAAUGAGAGAUGCAUGGAUUAGUAUAAGAUAUUGAAGAAAAUUUUACUCAUUGAUCUAGAAAUUAUUAUUCCUAAACAUUUUUUGUUUGAUUUCGAGUCUACCUUAUUUUAUAUAGUUACAUUUUGUAAAGUGUGA